Alternaria atra is the source of this 567-nucleotide messenger RNA. RefSeq lists its product as uncharacterized. NCBI's taxonomy places the organism in Eukaryota, Fungi, Ascomycota, Dothideomycetes, Pleosporales, Pleosporaceae. The transcript has 3 exons. Bases 1 to 567 code for a protein of 188 amino acids. The record is from RefSeq and is a predicted model, not a curated record.
AUGCUCUUCAAUAACCUCUUCACACUCGUUGCUUCGGCUUCCCUGGUCGCUGCUUUUCCCGGCUACUCUCCACCUCACCUCAAGUCUUCUUCUCCCGGAUACCCCGCUGAGUCAGUCUGUACUCCAUCUACAUGGAUCAGCACUAGUGUCGGAGAGGACAAGACUACCUACCUUUCUACCAAGACUGUGGUGGUUCCAGUCACCACUGUCACGGAGAAAUACUCUACUACCACGUCGCCCUGUCCAUACACUACUACAGGCGUUAGCACAAAGACCGUGACUGAUUUCACUACGUAUCUCACCACCAAAACCUACUCGACUGUGACAACCAUCUACGGCACCAAGGUAGAAAGCGAAGUUAAGUCAUCCACCAAGUGCGAGACCGUGCCAUUCGUCUCCACUGGUACUUCCUACAAGACCAGCGUUGCCACUGCUAAGGAGACCGUUACAUCCUCGAAGACCACCGCAUCCGUUGUUACGGAAACUGCGAAGAAGCCGACUACUCACAUCACCACUGGCACUACCACAGUCUGCACGACUAAGGACAGCUAUGGCGGCGGCUACUAA